AUGAACAAGAUCCGGAAGCUUUUCCGAGGUAGUGGGAGAGCUCUCGCGUUUAUAUUUGUUGCCUCUGUCAUUUGGUUGAUCUUUGACAUGGCAGCUCUCAAGCUUUCAUUCAGUGAGAUCAACACCAAGGUUCUGAAAGAUGAGAUGAUCAGGAGGGAAAGGGAAAGAUUCAAAGUUUGGCGAAACCUAGAAAAGACCCCUGAAAGCUCCAGAAGGGAACCAAAACCUCCCCCGAAAGGCUUUGAAAGGGGGAGAUUUAGUAAAGAGAAAUAUAGAAAUAUAGAAGAGAAAGUGGUAGAGGCUGAAAAUGAAAUUGACAAACAGAAUGAAAAGAGAACAGCAAAACCAACAGAAAAGAGAAGCAUGGCCUAUAAGAAAAUGAUUGUGCCACUUGGGACAUUCUCAGUGAAACUGCUGAGCCCCUAUCCCUCUGUUCCCAUGGAAAAGAGAGAGAGAAAAAAGCAUGUAAAGACUGUAAACUCCACUGACCUGCUGAGAACAAAGCAAACUGUUCCCAAAAGGCUUCAGCAGACCCCAUUAGCUGCAGCAACAGGGAGAUCAGUUGUCAAAUUAACACACAGCACAGCUACUGUAAGAAACAAAGUUGAACAGAAAGAGAACCAACCUGUAACUAAGGCAUCAAAGGGCAUUGAGGGAAAUUUAAAAAUUGGGAUUACAGAGAAAAUCCCUUUGGCUGGAUUAAAACAGGAAUUGCAAACGGAGGCAAACCCCAAGGAACCUCAGAACAAACCCCCAGUACCAGAUUUGCCAAUUCCUAGGCAAAUCAUCUCUGUAAAGCAAAACAGGAUUGGGGUGAAAGCAAUAGAUGGCACCGAACACAAAACAAACAGGAGUUUGGAUGUACCUGUCAGCAAGCUGGCUGCUGCAAACAGUGCCGAGAAAAAGGGAUUGUCCACAAAGCCAACAGGACUGGGAAAGCUGCCAAAGGAAGACGAAACAACAGCUGCUCAUGAAAAGAAACUAACUUUCUCUGAAAAUCAGUUUGUCAUUAUUAGUAAAGAAGGGAUAAAAAUCAACAUCCCAGCAACCCAGAAUCUGGUAGCUGAUUCUAAUGGAAAUUUUACAAUGAGAUUGAACAUGAGAAAAGAACAGCAAUUUAUUAGCAGCAAAAGUGAGGAUGCCCCUAACAUGAACUCUGUAACCAAGACUGCUGAGCUUAAUGGUCUAACUAAGAAAGCAAUUUUGACGGAAGGUCCAGAGCUAACAAAAGUUCACGUCAGGUUAGAUGAUAAGGAGCAAUUAAGGAAAAGAAAUCGAAGCAGCUAUACGGUCCACUUUACAAGGGACACUGGAAUGCACAAAGUCUUAACAAUUGAUGUAACACUUUCCCCAAGAGAUCCCAAAGCUCCCGGUCAGUUUGGGCAUCCUGCUGCAGUCCCUGAUGAUAAGCAAGAAGAGGCAAAAAGUAGAUGGAAGGAAGGAAACUUCAAUGUCUAUCUGAGUGAUUUGAUCCCUGUAGACCGAGCCAUUGAUGACACAAGGCCUGCCGGGUGUUCAGAACAACUGGUUCACAAUGACCUUCCAACUACCACGAUUAUCAUAUGUUUUGUGGAUGAAGUGUGGUCCACUCUUCUACGCUCCGUUCACAGUGUCCUCAAUCGAUCUCCUCCUCACCUGAUUAAAGAGAUUAUUCUGGUGGAUGACUUCAGCACAAAAGAAUACCUCAAGGAUAGCUUGGACAAAUAUAUGUCACAGUUUCCAAAGGUUCGGCUCCUUCACCUCAAAGAAAGACAUGGUUUAAUACGAGCCAGACUAGCAGGGUCAGAGAUUGCUAAAGGUGAUGUAUUGACAUUCUUAGAUUCUCAUGUGGAAUGUAAUGUAGGAUGGUUGGAACCACUUCUGGAAAGAGUCCGUUUAAACAGAAAGAAAGUAGCAUGCCCAGUUAUUGAAGUAAUCAGUGACAAGGACAUGAGUUACAUGACAGUGGAUAACUUUCAGCGUGGGAUUUUUACCUGGCCAAUGAAUUUUGGAUGGAGGCAGAUUCCUCCAGAGGUCAUUGAGAAAGAUAAAAUCAAGGAAACAGAUAUAAUAAGGUGUCCCGUAAUGGCAGGUGGAUUAUUUUCUAUUGAUAAGAAGUAUUUUUUUGAACUUGGAACGUAUGAUCCUGGCCUGGAUGUUUGGGGAGGUGAAAAUAUGGAGCUUUCAUUCAAGGUCUGGAUGUGUGGAGGAGAAAUUGAGAUCAUCCCAUGCUCCAGAGUUGGACAUAUUUUCAGGAAUGACAACCCGUACUCCUUCCCUAAAGACCGGAUAAAAACAGUGGAGCGGAAUUUGGCACGUGUUGCCGAGGUCUGGUUAGAUGAGUACAAAGAAUUGUUCUAUGGACAUGGUUACCACUUAAUCCAGAAAAACCUGGAUGUUGGAGACUUGACUCAACAAAUAGAACUGCGGAAGAAGCUUAAGUGCAAAAACUUCAAGUGGUAUCUGGAGAACAUCUACCCAGACCUGGAAGCUCCUCUUGUUAAAGCCAGUGGGCUGAUUGUUAACAUAGCUAUGGCUAGAUGCAUUACUGUGGAAAACUCCACUCUGGCCUUUGAGACUUGUAACAUUAGCAACAAGAACCAGAAGUUCAACUACACUUGGCUGAGACUAAUAAAACAUGGGGACUUCUGCGUAGCACCAGUAGAUGCAAAGAGAACACUGGGCCUGUACCCUUGCGAUAACAGAAACAAUAGCCUGAAAUGGUUGCAUAAAUCAUUGGUGGCCUUUCAACCAGAACUGAUGGAUCACAUGGUUUUAGAACACCUUCAGCAGCCAACAUGUUUGGAAGUGGAUCAGUCUCACAAAAUCCUGAGGGUUAAUGCCUGUGAUGCCUCAAAUCCUUAUCAGAAAUGGCAGUUUGGCAAUUAUUAUGCUGACUGA
Emys orbicularis (European pond turtle) is the source of this 2880-nucleotide messenger RNA. It is a transcript of the gene GALNT5, whose product is annotated as polypeptide N-acetylgalactosaminyltransferase 5. The transcript is spliced from 10 exons. Gene Ontology annotation, biological process: protein O-linked glycosylation. Gene Ontology annotation, molecular function: polypeptide N-acetylgalactosaminyltransferase activity. Gene Ontology annotation, cellular component: Golgi apparatus. Lineage: Eukaryota; Metazoa; Chordata; Testudines; Emydidae. The record is from RefSeq and is a predicted model, not a curated record. The coding region runs from base 1 to 2880 and encodes 959 amino acids.